AUGGCCAAGAAGAAAUUAAGAGGGCAGAAGUCCAGGAAUGGAUUUCGCACAGCCAGCCAAAAAAGCUUUAAGGCUAAAAACAGAGCAAAACCAAUUGCCACUGAUCUUAAGAUAAACAUUAGGAAUGAUGAAAAAGUUAGCAGACAGCGCCAUGAAAGCAAACUUAAUGUUGAUGAAGCUACAAAAUUAAUGGCUCAGUUAUAA
Messenger RNA from Rhinopithecus roxellana (golden snub-nosed monkey), 204 nucleotides. Its product is annotated as ribosomal biogenesis factor-like. Gene Ontology annotation, biological process: ribosome biogenesis. The transcript is spliced from 2 exons. Bases 1 to 204 code for a protein of 67 amino acids. Gene Ontology annotation, cellular component: nucleolus. The record is from RefSeq and is a predicted model, not a curated record. Lineage: Eukaryota; Metazoa; Chordata; Mammalia; Primates; Cercopithecidae.